CGGGGGGUAUCAUGACCCGGCGGCGGGGCCCCGCAUCUCCACACCCAACGGCAGCUCCAGCAAGCGGCUGAGAACCAGACCCACCGGCGGUAUGGCAUCACAGCUGCAGGUGUUCUCCCCGCCGUCAGUAUCGUCGAGUGCCUUCUGCAGCGCCAAGAAACUGAAAGUCGAGCCCUCUGGCUGGGAUGUUUCAGGGCAGAGCGGCAGCGACAAGUAUUAUACCCAUAGCAAAAACCUCCCAGUCACCCAAGGCCCGGCCAACUCCUCGCACCAAGUAACCAAUUUCAAUCUCCCCGCUUACGACCAGAACCUCCUCCUCCCGGCUCCGGCAGUGGAGCACAUCGUGGUCACGGCCGCCGACAGCACCGGCAGUGCCGCGACCUCGUCGUUCCAGAGCAGUCAGACCCUAACCCACAGAAGCAACGUUUCUCUGCUGGAGCCGUACCAAAAAUGUGGCCUGAAAAGGAAAAGUGAAGAGGUGGACAGCAACGGUAGCGUGCAGAUCAUAGAAGAACAUCCCCCUCUCAUGCUGCAAAACAGGACUGUGGUGGGAGCUGCUGCCGCCACUACCACCACCGUGACCACAAAGAGCAGCAGCUCCAGUGGGGAAGGGGACUAUCAGCUGGUCCAGCACGAGCUCCUCUGUUCCAUGACCAACAGCUACGAGGUCUUAGAGUUCCUGGGCCGGGGCACGUUUGGACAGGUGGCGAAGUGCUGGAAGCGCAGCACGAAGGAGAUCGUGGCGAUUAAGAUCCUGAAAAACCACCCUUCUUAUGCCAGGCAGGGGCAGAUCGAAGUGAGCAUCCUCUCCCGCCUGAGCAGCGAGAAUGCCGACGAGUAUAACUUUGUCCGUUCCUACGAGUGCUUCCAGCACAAGAACCACACCUGCCUCGUGUUCGAGAUGCUAGAGCAGAACCUGUACGAUUUCCUCAAGCAAAACAAAUUCAGCCCCCUGCCGCUCAAGUACAUCAGACCGAUCCUGCAGCAAGUGGCCACCGCGCUGAUGAAACUCAAGAGCCUCGGCCUGAUCCACGCCGACCUGAAGCCGGAAAACAUCAUGUUGGUGGAUCCGGUUCGCCAGCCCUACCGAGUGAAAGUCAUAGAUUUCGGUUCGGCCAGCCACGUGUCCAAAGCUGUGUGCUCAACUUACCUCCAGUCGCGCUACUACAGGGCUCCUGAAAUAAUUCUUGGAUUGCCAUUUUGUGAAGCCAUUGAUAUGUGGUCGCUGGGCUGCGUAAUCGCUGAGCUGUUCCUCGGGUGGCCUCUUUACCCGGGUGCUUCAGAAUACGAUCAGAUUCGUUACAUUUCGCAAACACAAGGCCUUCCAGCAGAAUAUCUCCUGAGUGCAGGGACGAAAACAACAAGGUUUUUCAACAGAGAACCUAACCUGGGUUACCCGCUGUGGAGGCUAAAGACUCCAGAGGAACAUGAAUUGGAGACAGGAAUAAAAUCAAAAGAAGCACGAAAAUACAUCUUUAAUUGUUUAGAUGACAUGGCCCAGGUGAAUAUGUCCACGGAUUUAGAGGGCACCGACAUGUUGGCAGAGAAGGCGGAUCGUAGAGAAUACAUUGACUUGCUAAAAAAAAUGUUGACGAUUGAUGCAGACAAGAGAAUUACACCGCUGAAAACGCUAAACCAUCCAUUUGUGACAAUGACUCAUCUGUUAGAUUUUCCACACAGCAAUCAUGUGAAGUCUUGUUUUCAGAACAUGGAGAUCUGUAAGAGAAGGGUCCAUAUGUAUGAUACUGUGAAUCAGAUAAAGAGCCCAUUCACUACACAUGUUGCGCCGAAUACAAGCACAAACUUAACAAUGAGCUUCAACAACCAGCUCAACACAGUACACAAUCAGGCCAGUGUUUUAGCUUCUAGUUCUUCUGCAGCAGCUGCUACACUUUCUCUGGCGAAUUCAGAUGUCUCGCUACUCAACUACCAGUCGGCUCUCUAUCCAACAUCUGCGGCACCCGUCACUGGAGUUACUCAACAGAGUGUUUCCUUGCAGCCUGGAACCACCCAGAUCUGCACUCAGACAGAUCCAUUCCAACAGACAUUCAUUGUGUGUCCACCCACUUUCCAAACUGGACUCCAGGCAACUACGAAGCAUUCUGGGUUCCCGGUGAGGAUGGAUAAUGCCGUUCCUAUUGUACCCCAGGCACCUACGGCCCAGCCUCUACAGAUCCAAUCGGGAGUCCUCACCCAGGGAAGCUGUACACCACUAAUGGUAGCAACUCUCCAUCCUCAAGUAGCCACCAUCACACCGCAGUAUGCGGUGCCCUUUACUCUGAACUGCGCAGCCGGCCGGCCGGCGCUGGUUGAACAGACUGCCGCUGUACUGCAGGCCUGGCCUGGAGGAACCCAGCAAAUUUUGCUGCCUUCAGCUUGGCAACAGCUCCCUGGAGUGGCCCUGCACAACUCCGUGCAACCCACAGCGGUGAUUCCGGAGACGAUGGGAAGCAGUCAACAGCUGGCGGACUGGAGGAAUGCCCACUCCCACAGCAACCAGUACGGAACCAUCAUGCAGCAGCCCUCCUUGCUGACCAAUCACGUGACUCUGGCCGCCGCUCAGCCCCUGAAUGUCGGCGUGGCUCAUGUUGUUCGGCAGCAGCAAACCAGCGCUCUUCCCUCAAAGAAAAGCAAGCAGCCUGCUCCAAACUCUGCCAAAGCCACCUCCACGUUGGACAUCCUCCCUUCCCAAGUGUAUUCACUGGUUGGGAGCAGCCCCCUCCGUACCUCUUCGACCUACAACCCCCUCCUCCCCGUCCAAGACCAGCACCAGCCCAUCGUCAUCCCCGAUACUCCCAGCCCCCCAGUCAGCGUCAUCACCAUCCGCAGCGACACCGACGAAGAGGAAGACAGCAAGUACAAACCGAACAGCUCCAGCUUGAAACCACGGUCCAACGUCAUCAGCUAUGUCACCGUCAAUGACUCGCCAGAUUCCGACUCCUCCUUGAGCAGCCCGUACUCCACAGACACGAUGGCAGCUCUGCGGGUCAACGCCGGGGGGUUGCUGGAAGUUCCUAGCCGUGUUCUGACGGAUGGCGCUGGCACUCGCACUAUCAUCGUGCCACCCCUCAAAACCCAGCUCAGCGACUGCACUGUGGGGACCCAGGUUUCAGGCCUCCUGACCAGCAAGACCAAGCCAGUGGCUUCAGUGAGCGGGCAGACAUCCGGAUGCUGCAUCACCCCCACGGGGUACCGAUCCCAGCGAGGGGUGACAAAUGGCGUGCAGCCCCUCAACCUCAGCCAGAACCAGCAGCAAGCGGUGUCGGUCCCGCAGGAGAGAAGCGGCAACUCUGCCUCUCGCCGGCAGCAAGCUUACGUGGCCCCGCUCACCUCCACCCUCUCUCAGGCUCCCUAUACCUUCCAGCACAGCAGCCCACUGCACUCGACCGUGCACCCCCACCUGGCUACCGCCUCGGCCUCCGCUCACCUGCCAAGCCAGCCGCACGUCUACACCUACGCGGCCCCGACGACGGCCGCGGCGCUGGGCUCCACCAGUUCCAUCGCCCACCUGUUCUCCCCUCAGGGUUCGUCGAGGCACACGGCCUAUCCUAGCACUCUGGUCCACCAGGUCCCCGUGAGUGUGGGUCCCAGUCUGCUCACCUCUGCCAGCGUGGCCCCAGCCCAGUACCAGCACCAGUUUGCCACCCAGUCUUACAUCGGGGCUUCCCGGGGCUCGACGAUUUACACUGGAUACCCGCUGAGCCCAACCAAGAUUAACCAGUACUCCUACUUGUAGGAGGUGGGAUCGGGCGGGCGUUGCUCAGAGCCAUCGGUGGCUGGCGGCCAACUCCUGGCCAGCCAUCGCUCCUCCGGGAAGCCAGCUGAAGUGGAAGGAAAGAAGGUCUUCCAGGGGGAACCAAUCUUAACGUUGACUGCAUUGUUGUAGUCUCCCAAAGUCUGUUCUGUUUUUUAUUUUUCUGUUUUUUUGAUAGUCUUUAUGCAGAUCGAGCAGUUCAGAUACACACACACACACACACAACCAUCCACCCCUAAGGAGCCAGUCUCUUCAGUAACCAGUAAAGCUUCCAUUUUCGGAUUGCCCAUCAAAAACUAUUUUAACAUUCUGCCUUCUUAUUUCUGUAGGUGUUUUUAAGUAGAGGCAAGAGCUCUGCUUUAAUGCUGUUUUAAUUGUUACAACUGGUUGGAAUAAAGAUGCCAGUGCAGAGUACUUUAAAACUAAGAGUAUGGGGAUGAAGAAGAAAAGUAAUUUUUGGUAGGUAACAAAUGCUUAUUCACCAGGAAGUUCUAGCAACAGCUUGCACUAGUCUAUGUUACUAGCAGGCAUUUUCACUUAAGAUAUAAUGUAUGUUUAUCUUUGUUUAUGGGACAUUUUAAACUUUUAGAUUUUUUUGGUUUUGCACCCCAGAUUAUUCGUACUGGCCGGUGGCUAUUUCUUUAGAACUAGUUCUGUAUCGUUUUGAGUUGCUGCUGGAAUUCUCGCUCUUGGUUAUCUCUGUGCUUCAUUUAAAGCCAUUUUUAAAGGGCAGUUCACCUUCUGCCGCUCAUCGGUGAUCUGAGAAUCUACUGAAACUGAAAAUUCCAAAUGCUCUCAAAUUAUUUUUAAGACGUCUGUCCCUGUGAUUCAGCUAAACUCUUUAUCACUGCAGAAGCCAUUAAAUUAAGGUGGUUUUCAUUCUUUUCCAGUUAUAUGCACGAUUGCUUUGGUUACGUGAUACUGGCAUAUAUGUUUGGCCCUUCUAAACUGUGAGCCCGUUGUUGGGUAGGGACCGUCUUUAUGUGUUACCGAUUUGUACUUCCCAAGCGCUUAAUACAGUGCCCUGCACAAAGUAAGCGCUUAAUAAAUACGAUUGAAUGAAUGAAUAUAUGUCUGAUUUGCUAAAGCUUGUGCUUUCAGCCGAGUGGGAGCAGAGCUGCACAAGUAGUUUUAAGUUUUCAUUUGACACCAGACCUCUCAAAGGGCAGAAUUUCUUUAUUAAGCAGAAGGCUUUCACCUCUGCCCCCUUCUCCCCGCCCUCCCCCCCCACCCCAAACUCCUCUUUUAUUUUACAUGAUUCACUUGGGGCGGAGUCAAGAAUCUGAAACCAGAUAAAAACCUUGUUGUGAAUAGCUUUUUAUACUUCGGAAAGAUCAGCUUCCUUUGUACUCCAGCAACCAACUGAAUGUUCUCUUAUGACUUAUACAGUAAAUGCAUGUAGGAAUUGCAAAAAAAAAAAAAAAGAAAAAAAGGAAGAGGAAAAAAGAUUUUAAAGUUUAUUACUGAAUUUAAAAUAUUUUAGAAGUUUUGUAAUGGUGGUGUUUUAAUAUUUUACAUAAAUAUGUACAUAUUGAUUAGAAAAAAUAUAACAAGCAAAAAUGUUCCUGCUCACCGAAAUUGUCCUCUGUCUUUGUAAUCAAGAUGUGUAGUGGCUAUACUUGAACAAUGUACUUAGUGUGUGUGUCUAAUCCUCAAGCCCGCCCCUCAUGAAAUUGAUGUACCCAUUGUAUUUAAACCAAAAUGAACUGAUUACAUGUUGGAAUGUGUGUGAACCAGUUGCAGUUGUGUAGAGCACAUCUCACUGUAGCACUGAGAGCAAGCAGUGGAGUCAGUCGCAUGCAAAGAGAGAAGAUCUUCGGGAUUGUUUUGCACAGGUGUGUGUGGUGAGGAAUCGUUUUGUGUUUGUUCCCCCCCAGCCCACAGCCAUCCCCUCUUUCCUCUUAUUGUAGUGCCUUAUAUGAUAAUGUAGUGUUGUUAGAGUUUACAGUGAGCUUGCCUUAGGAUGGACCAGCAAGCCCUUAUUGAAUCUAAGCAGUUCACUGGGCUUCCCAGAACAGGACUAGCAGUUGUGUUGUGUAGAUGCAUUAUUCUCAGUUUCCAAGCUGACGUUAAGAAAAAAUAAAUAAAGUCACAUUCUCCCCUCCCCUUUCUUCCGGGAGCCAUUUCCCAGGGUUUUUCCCCUCAGAUGGCUUGCACACUGUGUUGCGUCACUUCUUCGAGUGUAGAAAACACUUGGGUAGUCAAGUCGAUAUCAGAAGAGUUUUUUUUCCCCCCCAUUUUCUAAAGGUUAUGCAGUCACCGUUGGUCUGAAAUUAUUUUGAGCACGGUGCUCCCUUGCAUUAGUAAGAUGUUUCUUGUAAAACAUUGCUGAUUAAAAAGCAAACAAAACUGAUAUUGUUUAUACCAAAGAGAGCCUGUUGUUUUAGCUCACAAUGUACUCAUACCAUUAGGAGUUUUGUGAGGCCGCUGUUGACAGGGAGCUCACAGAGAGGGGUCUCAGUUGGAGCGAAAGUAUUAAAAGAAGAUUAGGGUUCCCUGGCUCAUGGGGUGAGGGGGGGACCUAGUGGCUUCACGGAACAACUAUGCUUCCUUAGGGAUCGUGCCCUCGACUCCUGUUCGGAUCAAAGUCCAGGUGUAGCAGAGGGAGAGCUGUGGAAAUGGGGAGAAGCAGGAGGCAGUCCGGAACCCAGAAAGGAUUUUCCAGGGGGCAGUGCAGUGGGUUCCAGUGAGUAUUUUUGUCUGAGUUGAAAGUAAUGUAUUUGGGGUAAUAAUUCUGGGACUGUAGAGAUGGUGUGAGGGAGGUGAAAAGUGGAGCUGGGAGACUUCACGAGGCCCGCAUCAGAGAGCUAGGUGCCGGGCCCCAGGCUGAAGAAAUGUCGAGGGGAUUGGAAUCUUUUCAUUAUAAGAGAGUGCGAAUUCCAAAAGGGGGCAGAUAGCCAGCUGGAUAGCCCACAAGAAGUCUGUGUUGCGUGUAUUUUUUUUUAGACAUUACACCGAGCUGUCUUUUGAUGCUAUAAAUGUCAAGACAACCAAGCAGUUCGCAUAGUUUCUGUCACUGGUGUUGCAAUGUCCUUGUUGCUCUGUGUGAUCUUUGUGUCUUCUUGUUGCCAGAUAACAUGCAAAUUUGCCUUCCCAAAUGCAUGGUUUGUUUGUGAUGAACACUUGCUGUUUUACCCUGCAAUGGAUGUUGAUUGUUGUGUACACAGAAAGCAUGAGAUGCAGAAAAAAGAACCCCCCCGCCCCCACCCCGAACCUCUUGGAGGCUUUCGUAAAAAUGUGAAUCCGAUCUCAAAGGAAAAAAAGCAAAAAAGGCUAAGAUCUUUGCAGGCUGCUUACUCACCCAGGCAGGGUUCUAGUGUAAAGUAUUUAAGAAUUCUCCUUGUAAGGCUGUAAAUUAAGUAACAUUGCAGAUUUACCAAAAGCUGCAUACUAAAUGUAUCCACUGAGAGGGACUCUGCUUUAUACUUGUCUUUCGAAAAAAAAAACCAUCAUUGAGGCUCAACGGUGGGAAAACCACACACGUCUAGUCCAGGGUCCUGAGUAUAGAACGGCUCUGUUAUCAGAAGCGACCUGGUGCCAAACCAGCUGAAAAAAAAUAACACAUCUUUUUUCAGAGUUUCUAUUUCCAGCGUCUCUCACUGUGAAGCUUUGAGCAGUGAGAGUACCUCACAGUCCGUGCCAUCUCUGCUCUCCCUGUACAAAGCUUGCGGGCGAAUAAUCCACUCUCCCUCCCCACUGCAGGUGGGGAGGCAGAGGCCACCGUCGGUGGCAUCGAAAGAUCUCUAGCCACAACAGCACCCGACCAUGCACUGAGCCUGGAAAGCAGUUUUUUGUGUGGUGUUUUUUGUUUGUUUUGUUUUUGUGUAUGUGUGUGUGCGUAUGUAAUCCCCGAAAGAGAAGUCCAUUUCAGCUUAGGCCAGAAACGACAUCUGAUUGCUUGGGAUGGCUCUGGAAAUGGACCACCGUACGUUCCACCGCUCGAGAGGCUAGGGAACCGGCCUGUCCGCUGGUGGGGCCCGCUUGCGGAGGCAGUAAUUUACCCCUCCUGCUUAGUGUUACACAAACUUCCUUGUUUGGGUUGGUUUGUUUGAAGAUAGGAAACUCAGUUGCUUCUCAGUGUCAGGAACAGCCCACGCCUGCUUCCUUUUUUGAUUUUUUGAACUGAUGGAUGGUGCCGCAUGUCUACAUGGGUGUUUGUUGCUCAACUUUAUAUAAUGUGUGAUUUCCGAUUCAGCUUGAAAAAUAAUCUCACUACAUGUAGCAGUACAUUAUAUGUACAUUAUAUGUAAUGUUAGUAUUUCUGCUUCGAAUCCUUGGUAUUGCAAUGGAAUUCCUACUUUAUUAAAUGUAUUUGAUAUGCUAGUUAUUGUGUGAGAUUUAAACCUUUUUUUCCUCCCUCUUAUGGUUGUGCUCAUCCUUUUACAAGCCUCUAGAAACAGGUAGUUUCUGAGAAUUACUGAUCUAUGUUUGUAUUGCAGAUGUACUUAGGGGGUAUGUAAAAUAAUCAUUUUAACAAAAGAAAUAUAGAUAUUUAAAAUUUAAUACUAACUAUGGGAAAAGGGUCCAUUGUGAAAACAUAGUUUAUCUUUGGAUUCAAUGUUUGUCUUUGGUUUUACAAAGUAGCUUGUAUUUUCAGUAUUUUCUACAUAAUAUGGUAAAAUGUAGAGCAAUUGCAUUGCAUCAAUAAAAUGGGUUAAUUUUCUGUACUCUAAUCACG
Molecule: messenger RNA, 8432 nt
Organism: Tachyglossus aculeatus (Australian echidna)
Lineage: Eukaryota; Metazoa; Chordata; Mammalia; Monotremata; Tachyglossidae
Gene: HIPK1
Product: homeodomain interacting protein kinase 1
Exons: 16
Coding region: 92-3736 (1214 amino acids)
Biological process (GO): intrinsic apoptotic signaling pathway in response to DNA damage by p53 class mediator; smoothened signaling pathway; peptidyl-threonine phosphorylation
Cellular component (GO): PML body; cytoplasm; nucleus
Molecular function (GO): protein tyrosine kinase activity; ATP binding; protein serine/threonine kinase activity
Source: RefSeq, a predicted model, not a curated record